CAGGUGUGGUGCAGCACCUGCGCAACGGCCAGCUCCUCCACCAAGCCUACAAGCGUCACAAUCUCCUCCCCUCCGACUGGUCGCCCCGCCAGGUGUGGAUUGAGACCACAGGUAAGAGCCGCACUCUGCAGAGCGGACUGGCCUUCCUCUACGGCCUUCUCCCGGACUUUGAUUGGACGAAACUAACUGUGCGGCACCAAUGGAGCACGUUGUUCUGUGGGUCGGCCUGCGACUGCCCCGCCAGGAACAGAUACCUGGAGGAAGAGCAGAGGAGGCAGUAUCGGCUCAGAGUGAGCGAUACCGAACUCGAGAGGACUUACGCAGAUAUGGCACGGACUUUGGGUCUGCUGACCCGCCAGCUCCGAGCUGCAAACCCUAUAGACUCCCUGCUGUGCCACCUGUGCCACGGCAUUUCUUUCCCAUGCGUUCCCAUAGGAGAUAGUGGCACCAAGGGAUGUCUGACAAUGGCACAGUUUGCUGUGAUUCGUCGACAGCAGCUAGAUGAUGAGGUGGAUCGGAGAAGAGUGGGACUGUACCAUAAAUACGCCAUUUUGGCAAUGUACCCCUACCUUAACCGAACUGCCACCAAGAUGGAGCGCGUUGCCAGGGACAAAGAGGCUGGCCGACAGCCUCGUGCAGGUGGCGAGGAGGUCUUCACCCUGUCUUCAGCCCACGAUGUCACCAUGGCCCCGUUGCUGAGCGCACUGGGGCUGGAGGAGGCCCGUUUUCCGCGUUUUGCCGCAAGAGUAGUCUUUGAACUGUGGAAAAGUCCACCAGCGAUGCAAGGACAGCCGAAGAAAAAAGCUGGCAAAGGUGAGAAGUCGAAGGCGAAAGACAGGGAGCUGUUCAUCAGGGUGCUGUACAACGGAGAGGAUGUGACAUUUCACACCACCUUCUGUCGCUCCCAUGACCGCCACGCCAGUCAGCCCCUCUGCCCUCUGAAGAACUUCCUGUCUUUUGUCAGGAGAGACAUGUUCAGUGUUGUCAACGCUACUUCCUACCAGGAGGCCUGCUACAGGCGCCCCGCUUGACAGAUGGACAGAUGGAGAGGAGGGUGACUGAGGAAGGAUGCAGCGUUGGCAGAUGGUUUCCCUGUUUUUUUAGAUGUUUUCCACUUUUGAAGAUGGUGCACUUUUAUGCUGCUCAUAGUGUCUUAAAAUUCCACAUAUUUUUUAAUACAGUCCUGGACAUUCCUGAGCACAAAGUGAGCGGCAUACACUCACAAUACUGCACAUCAUAUUUUGGUCAGAGGUCUUCACUAUCUAACCUUUCUACAAACCUCUUUAAAAUUCUUUUUUUUUGUUUAUUGUAUGUUUUCUCAAGCAUAUCUGAAAGAGGUAAGUAAUUCAAGGGAAGUUGUAUGGCACUUAGCCACUUUACUCCUACAUUCCAUAAUACCAUGGAAUUGUAAAAUUCCAGUAUUCCCAAAUGCUUGCAAGAAAAGGGAAUAUUGAAGCUGGAAAUAUUAUGCUGGAUUAAUCAUUCCUGGAAAAUAUUUUGUGCAUAAUAAAUCUUUUCAAUGAAAAUUACACUUUGGCCUAGUUUGGCCUACAUUUAUCAGUAUGACUAAUUUGUCACUUAGCAUUUCUUUUAAUUGUAGUGUUUAUUUAGUAGGCUGUGUAAUGGUUGGGGUUGUUUUCAUUUUGACACUACUACUUUGUUUUCUUUGUUUUAGUAAAAUUGACUGCGGUACUUUGAAAGUGUUUUUUUUCUCCAUUAAUUUACAACUACAGUACGUACAUCUGUAUUUAUAUUAAUUGGUGAUAUAACCGAUCACAUUCCACUUAAUGUUUUUGCUUGUUGGAAAACUGAAUUUAAUAAAGGUUCUUUAUGAGCAGCAGAUAUUCUUAUAUC
Molecule: messenger RNA, 1854 nt
Organism: Morone saxatilis (striped sea-bass)
Lineage: Eukaryota; Metazoa; Chordata; Actinopteri; Moronidae
Product: 2-phosphoxylose phosphatase 1-like
Biological process (GO): dephosphorylation; glycosaminoglycan biosynthetic process; chondroitin sulfate proteoglycan biosynthetic process
Cellular component (GO): Golgi apparatus
Molecular function (GO): phosphatase activity
Source: RefSeq, a predicted model, not a curated record